Thermothielavioides terrestris NRRL 8126 is the source of this 2537-nucleotide messenger RNA. RefSeq lists its product as uncharacterized. The record is from RefSeq and is a predicted model, not a curated record. Gene Ontology annotation, molecular function: metalloaminopeptidase activity. Lineage: Eukaryota; Fungi; Ascomycota; Sordariomycetes; Sordariales; Chaetomiaceae. The transcript has 4 exons. The coding region runs from base 565 to 2418 and encodes 617 amino acids.
CCUUUCUACUCGCUACUCUGUGCUUUCAAACAUGUGCACAAUGCAAGCGAUGUUGCUCAAGACCACAACCUGUUCCUGCUGGAGCGGUAAGCUGCCAUGGGGGGACGACGAGUCACCGAAGCAGACAAGCUUCCAGUCCGCGCCUGGCUCGUAGCCCGAUUUGGUGGAGGGCCACCUAAUGGAAGCCAGCCGGCCAGCAGAAGUGGGGUCCCUGCUGCGAUACGCAGUAGUCACCUCAACCUCGAAUAGUCGCGCCGCAGCGGGACACUCAUGCCCACCCCCCGACUUGACUUUGCUUUGGGUUUCUUCGACAUCUGGCCGUCCCGCCUCGGUGCGCUCUCCGGGCCGAUACGGUUUGGUUCAACCGUUGCUAUUAGACCCAUGCGGCAUAUAUGGGCACGGCACAGCCCAUACUUCCGCUCCUUGCUGCUUCGAAGCCAUCCUGUCCAAGUUCCCUCGUCUCUGUCCCGGUUCUGCCAGCCAGCGUCUUCCGUUGCCGUGUUUCGGACAAAGAGGGGACUGCAUAGUAGUACCCAAGCCAAUAGGGCGCCCACAGCCGAAGAGAUGGAGACGGUCAAUACCACCGAACGGCUAGCCGCUCUGCGGUCGCUGAUGAAGGAGAAAGGGGUUGACAUCUACGUCGUGCCAUCCGAAGAUAGCCAUGCCUCCGAGUACAUCGCCGCAUGCGACGCCCGACGGGCUUUCAUUUCUGGGUUCUCGGGCUCAGCUGGCACCGCCGUGGUCACGCUCGAGAAAGCGGCCCUCGCGACGGACGGACGCUACUUCAACCAGGCCAGCAAGCAGCUCGACGAGAACUGGCAGCUUCUGAAGACGGGUAUGCAGGAUGUUCCGACGUGGCAGGAGUGGACAGCAGAGGAGGCCACCGGCGGCAAGACGGUGGGCGUCGAUCCCGCCCUGAUCGCGAGCUCCGUCGCCGAGAAGCUCGACGAGAGUGUCAAGAAGAGCGGCGGUGCCGGGGUAAAGGCCGUCAGCGAGAACUUGGUGGAUUUGGUCUGGGGAUCCGACCGGCCGCCCCGCUCCAACAAUCCUGUCGUCCUCCUGCCCCCCGAGUAUUCUGGUAAGGACACGGCUACCAAGCUCGCCGAUCUGCGCAAGGAGCUGGAGAAGAAGAAGGCCGCCGGUUUUGUGCUGUCCAUGUUGGACGAAAUUGCGUGGCUGUUCAACCUCCGUGGCAGCGACAUCGCCUACAACCCGGUCUUCUUUUCGUACGCCAUUGUAACGCAAGACUCGGCGACGCUGUACGUGGACGAGUCGAAGCUGAACGACGAGUCCCGCAGCUAUCUGGAACAAAACAAUGUCUCCGUCAAGCCGUAUGACGCGCUGUUUGCGGACGCAAAGUCCCUGGCCAGCGCCGCCGAGACCAACGAGACAUCCGAGCCUCCGAAGAAGUAUCUCGUCUCCAACAAGGGCUCCUGGGCACUGAAGCUGGCUCUUGGAGGGGACAAGUACGUCGACGAAGUCAGAAGCCCGGUUGGCGAUGCCAAGGCGGUCAAGAACGACACCGAGUUGGAGGGCAUGAGGCAGUGCCACAUCCGGGAUGGCGCCGCGCUGAUCGAGUUCUUCGCCUGGUUAGAGGACCAGCUCAUCAACAAGAAGGCCGUGAUCGACGAGGUGGAUGCUGCCGACAAGCUGGAGGAGCUGCGGAAGAAGCAGAAGGAUUUCGUUGGGCUCUCGUUCGACACCAUCUCAUCAACAGGGCCGAAUGCCGCUGUCAUCCACUACAAGCCACAAAAGGGACAAUGCUCUGUCAUCGACCCGCAGGCGAUCUACCUGUGUGAUUCAGGGGCCCAGUACCUGGACGGCACGACCGACACGACCCGGACCCUGCACUUCGGGACCCCGUCGCCCGAAGAGAGGAAGGCCUACACGCUGGUGCUGAAGGGUAACAUUGCGCUCGACACGGCCGUCUUCCCCAAGGGCACAACCGGGUUCGCCAUCGACUGCCUCGCCCGGCAAUUCCUCUGGAAAGCAGGCCUCGACUACCGCCACGGCACAGGCCACGGCGUCGGCUCCUACCUCAACGUCCACGAAGGGCCCAUCGGCAUCGGCACUAGGAAGCAGUAUGCCGACGUGGCGCUCGCCGCCGGCAACGUGCUGUCCAUCGAGCCGGGCUACUACGAGGACGGGGCGUACGGCAUCCGCAUCGAGAACCUGGCGCUCGUGCGCGAGGUCAAGACGGAGCACUCGUUCGGCGACAAGCCGUUCCUCGGCUUCGAGCACGUCACCAUGGUGCCCUACUGCCGGCGGCUGAUCGACGAGUCGCUGCUGACGGCUGACGAGAAGGCGUGGCUGAAUGAGAGUAACAGGCGGAUUCGGGAGGUCAUGCAGGGGCGGUUUGAGGGCGACGAGGGCGCUCUGGCGAGGGCGUGGUUGGAGAGGGAGACGCAGCCGUUUUGAGGUUGGGUAUUGGGGUUGGGGCUUUACGCAUGCUUGAGGGUUUGGAAGCUGGCCUCGAUGGAUAUGGCAGCAGCAACUGUUUUGCCUGCAUUUGCUUGUCUAUUGUACCGCCCUGUCUU